Molecule: messenger RNA, 4829 nt
Organism: Conger conger (European conger)
Lineage: Eukaryota; Metazoa; Chordata; Actinopteri; Anguilliformes; Congridae
Product: circularly permutated Ras protein 1-like
Exons: 21
Coding region: 407-2743 (778 amino acids)
Biological process (GO): intracellular protein transport; COPII-coated vesicle cargo loading; endoplasmic reticulum to Golgi vesicle-mediated transport
Cellular component (GO): endoplasmic reticulum exit site; COPII vesicle coat
Molecular function (GO): SNARE binding; zinc ion binding
Source: RefSeq, a predicted model, not a curated record
CACUUUAUUCAGACACAAUUAUCUAGGCCAAUUGUGUGGCAGCAGUGCAGUGCAUACAAUCAUGUAGAUAUGGGUCAGGAGCUUCAGUUUCAGUCACAUUAACCAUCAGAAUGGGGAAAAAAUGUGAUCUCUGAACACACAACGCAUCAUAACUAAGUGGAUAGGCCACGGCAGUAGAAGUAAAAAAAAACAAGUCUAACAAAUACCUAAUAAAGUGCUCACUGAAUGUACGCGAGUGGUUUCACUCUCUUUUUAAAUUCUCCAAUGCUUGAUAGUCCUCUCUCUCCCCUCCUUUUUUUCUGUCAUUUACUCCUGUCCCACGCACUUCCUUCUCACUGCAGCUCUGGUAUGCUAUGAGACUGCUUCUUCAAGCAGGAAGCAGGUACUGGACAGUAUCAUUCAACCAAUGGAAUUUGCGUGUGGAUUUGUUUAUGUCCCUCCUCUAACCAAUCAGCAAUCAAAACCAAACCAUAAUGCCUUUAAGCGUUCAGCUCUCCUCCCUCCUCUCAAGAUAUCACGUCCCCGCACACCCCCACCACCGCCUCCUGCCUGUUCUGCGAAACCUCCAGUUGCUUCCCCAGAAAAGAGAAUUUUGGGGCAAAUGGCUGUCAGUGAAGACGCAAAGAACAUUGUGAAUAACCUGCCCGCGUAUGAGAAUUCAGCCUUUCUCCUCAAAGCUGAAUCUGCCAACCCAGCCCCAGAAGGUCCAUGCAGACCUGUUGCACCCUCAGCAGUCGUGAGAAAAGCUCUCUUACCUCCACCAAUGAGGGCCCAACUGGAUAACAACUGUCUUCCGGUACCUGCUUCACAGCCUUUGAAAGACCUCAAUUUUGACUCUCAAGAGCAGGAGCUGACCUAUGACCUCCCCAAGCAGCUGACCUAUACCCUCCCAGAGAUUGAGAAACAUCCAUCUGAUCCUGAGUAUUCAUAUAACAUCCCAGAAGGCAGUGGGGUGGGGCUGAGACAUCUCAUCAAUGUGGCUAAUAGCAAGUUACAUGUAAAGUCAGCACCACCCCUCCCUCCUCGCCCUUCCUUUAUGAAGAGAAUUCCAGAUUACGUGGUCCUGUUGCCUAAAUCCACCACGUCUUCGACUCCCAUUGCCCCACAGGUUGACUCUCAUGCCCCAGCCUCCACCAAUCCAGCUUUCCUGGAUAACGAGCCAUUGCCAGGCAACCCAAAUGUAAUUCUUGUUAGUUUGGGGACUCUUGUGACUGAAGAAAAUGUGCAAACAAUGGAGGGUGUGCCAAUCUCCUGCUCACAAUGUGGAUCAGCCCUGGAUUCCUGUUAUGAUAACAUGGUGAGCAAGUGUUACUUCUGCCAGUUAUGGGGACCUGCUGCCUCUCAACCGAACUCUCCUCCAAUGGGGUGUCAGGACUGUCUUUUCCUCUUGAACCCUGAUGAGCUUGCCAAAUUGCCGGCUGAACCACUCCUCAUAUUCUGUAUCGAUAUCUCAGGAUCAAUGUGUAUAACCUCACAAGUGACUGAAGGUGGGGAGACAAUCUACCGGUCACGUCUUCAGAGUGUACAACGGGCAUUGGUGCAGUGUAUUUGCAGUUUGAGCGGGAGGAAGCCACUGACUAGAGUAGGACUCAUCACCUUUAACAAUCAGGUGGCACUGCAUGGCUAUGGGGAGGUGCCCACCCGGGUCUUCCAGGAUGCAGAGCUCAUUGACAGUGAUUACCUGAAGGAGGCAGCACUGAGCUUCCCCAGCCCACUGCCUCUCUCAGAGAGCAGAGAGCACCUGGAGAGGCAAAUCGAAAGGCUUGAGGAGAGUGGAGCCACAGCACUUGGUCCAGCAGCACUCAUUGCCAUCACAAUGGCCUCUCAAGAACCUGGGUCAAAGGUGGUUAUCUUUACAGACGGAAAGGCCAACACAGAGUUGGGGAAUCUCGAUGAUGAUGACACGCAUUCACUGAUUUCUUCCACCAUCUUCUACCAGGACCUGGGGGAGUAUGCUGCUAAUCAGGGGGUAUUAGUGUCAGUGUUGGCUAUAGAGGGAACAGACUGCAGACUGGAUGAACUGGGGAUACUAGCUGACAGAACUGGGGGGGAGGCAGUGGUUGCCAGUCCGAACAAUCUGCAUACCGAGCUCCAACAGGUGUUGGACUGUUGGGUAGUAGCCACACACUGUGAUGUCACCUUGCUGCUACCUACCACACUGACUGUGAAAGGAGAGAGGCAGGAGGGACACAAGGGGAUCAGAGAGGUGGGGAAUGUGACUGCUGGCAAGGAGAUCACCUUCAGGUUCCAAGCAAGAGAGCAAGACACACAAAUCCUGCUCUCGGGUGGUUGUGUGUCUGUUCAGUUGCAGAUCAGAUACAGAAGAAUGGAUGGACAGAGAGUGCUCAGAGUACUCUCUGUUGAUAGGAGAGUAACUGAUGAUAGCUCCCAGGUCCUUUUGUCCCUCUCUCUCUCAAUACUUCAGCUCAACUCCUCCCAGUCCUGUGCUGCCUUGGCCGUAAGAGGCCGCCACAAGGAUGCACAGACUGAGGGGAAGACUCAGAAGAAACUGAUGGAAAGAGCCUUGAUCCACAUUAAAAGUUCUGAAGAGAAACAACAACAUGCCCAGUGGGUGAAAAAUAUGGAUCACAUCUAUAACAAUAUACAUAACUACAAACGGAGCAAUUAUGGUUCUAUUGCAGGCAUACAGUCUCUCACUGACACAGGCGCAGCACUUCUUUACGGAAUGAAGAAUGGCAACAGGAAGUCUAUUUCAAAGAGUAGGACCAAACCAAACCUGUGAAAAUGAUCUUCAUUUCCUUAAAAGGUACAAAGAGGUGAUGGUGUGAGAGAGGUUUAUGAAUACAGGCACAUCACAAUGGGCUAUUGCACGACAAUAAGAUCUGCACAGACUUUGAGCACAAAGACUGCUUAUUCACACACAGCGAUCCUUCUGAUGACAUGGACAAUGUCACUCAGUGCUGGAAAACUCCUCCCACUACUGGACCGCACUUUUUUCACCUCACACAAUGUACAGCACUCUGCCAAAUCUGUCCGCAUGUGUCCUCAGUUUCCCUCCCAUUUAAUUACUAACAUCUCCCCUCAACCCCCUUCCCACUCAUUUGCCUCCUCUCACCCCAAACUCUUCUCUUUCUCCUCUCCUCCUCAGUCUCAGUCUAAUAAUCAGAGUUAAUUAGCAGCUGUCAAAUUGUUGUCCAUUUGCGUAACAAACCAAACUUGGCACAACAAACAAACAUCCCACUUUUCCCUCCACUCUACCCCAUCUGCCUAUGUGUGCUCUUCUCCCUCUCCUUAUUUCCAGACAUUUGCCAUCUGUAUAAUUUAAUCCCCACCCAAUCUCCCUGUUUCUGCUCUCUGAACUGUACUAUUUUACCAUUUCUCACUGUCCCUUUAUGUGUGUGUGUGUGUGUGUACAGUAAAACCCUGCAAGUGCCAUCAUUUCACUUAUUUACUUCUGCUAAAAAGUGUAAUUUGAUCGGGAAAUGAUAACUGUGCAUGUUUUUUGCAGUUAUCUAUUAUGACAAAGAUGUUUAUUAUAAAUGUUUCCAUAAUGCACCCAGCAUUGCUCCUUUAGUCUGGGAAUUGGUGCUACAGUAUUUUGUUACUGUGUUAGUAAACCUGUUUUUCCUAUUUCUACUGUACAGUUUUACUGUUUUGGACAUUCUGCUGCUGUAGCCCAUCCACUUCAAGGUUUUACAUGUUGUGUGUUCAGAGAUGCUCUUCUGUACACCACUGCUGUAAGGCAUGGUUAUUUGAGUUACUGUCUCCUGUCUGCUUGAACAAGUCUAGCCAUUCUCCUCUGACCUCUCUCAAUAAUUUCACCCACAGAACUGCUGUCACUGGAUGUUUUUCACACUAUUCUCUGUAAACUCUAGAGACUGCAGUGCAUGAAAAUCCCAGGAGAUCAGCGGUUUCAGAGAUACUCAAACCACCGUUUUGCCCGAAAACUCAUUCCACAGUCAAAGUCACUUAGGUCACAUUUCUUCUCAAUUCUGAUGUUUGGCCUGAACAACAACCAAACCUCUUGACCAUGUCUGCAUGCAUUGAGUCGCUGAUUAGCCAAUUAGAUAUUUGCAUUAACAAGCUGGUGUACAGGUCUACCUAAUAAUGUGGUGAGCCAACUUCCAAUUCUCUCCCAAUGCAAAGUGCUUUAUUGGCUUGAUGAUCGAGCAGCACUGCCAAAACUGAACAGUUUUUUCAUCAUACAUUAAACUAGACAGUGCAACAGUAGGGCAAUUUCACAAGGGGAAUUUAAUGUACAGGAUGUAAUGUGGAUGAGAAUGUAUUGCCAGUACCACCAGAAAUGGAGCUAUAGUCUCAGUAAAGCAGAAUUGUGGUACAUGGUCUCUACUAUGUAACCAUCACCUAUGUUGCUUACAUUAUCAGUUACCAAAGCCAUCACAGGACAUUACGGGAUUAAGUAUUUGAUCAAUCCACCUGUAUAUUCCUGACUAAAUCCACAAAUCCAGCGGGUCAUGACACCACAGGCCCUGAAGUAAUAGGAGAAUCUUACCAGUGUGUGGAGAAAGCCCUAAUGGCUGUACAGGCCAGAGCAGUCACUUCCUACAUCCCCUCAGGGUACCUGGCUUAAGCUGCAACACAUUGGGCAGCCACUCCUGUUCUGGGCAUCUACUGUAUCUGUUCAUGUCCAAUAAAAGAACAUUCAUUGGUCGAUUUCUCUUUCCUGCUCUUUCUUUUUCACUCUGUAAGUGUUCUAAUCUCAGUCAGCCUACUCGGCUGAGACUUGAAAAAUUGCCUUGUACCUGCACCUAAACUGUUUAAGCUGUUUUGAGCUGUUUUGAGCUUAGCACCUGUAUACUUUUUUAUAGUUUUGCCAUUGUUAUUAAAAAGCGAUUUUUCAAGCAGAA